This is a messenger RNA of Phialemonium atrogriseum, 1243 nucleotides long. RefSeq lists its product as uncharacterized. Gene Ontology annotation, biological process: tRNA-type intron splice site recognition and cleavage; tRNA splicing, via endonucleolytic cleavage and ligation. The record is from RefSeq and is a predicted model, not a curated record. Gene Ontology annotation, cellular component: tRNA-intron endonuclease complex. Gene Ontology annotation, molecular function: tRNA-intron lyase activity; nucleic acid binding. The transcript is spliced from 2 exons. Lineage: Eukaryota; Fungi; Ascomycota; Sordariomycetes; Cephalothecales; Cephalothecaceae. Bases 108 to 1031 code for a protein of 307 amino acids.
GGUUGGUAAAAAAAACCCGACUUGCGGGACGCAACCUUGCCUUUGAAAACUCCAACAAUCAUCCACUGAAAUUUGUCGACCGUGUAGAAAGGUUUGGUGAUUCCGAUAUGGCCUCCGCACAAGGCAGGCAGGUACGGAUCUCGAAGAUUGCGUCCAGAUAUCUGGUCUUCGACGUUCAGGAUGUCGUCUAUCUACGCCGGCACCAUGAUAUCUGCGCCGUCUUUGUGGGCACGAUGCCGCAGAACCCCACGCAAAACAUAUUCAUGGGACUGCCUGUAGAGCUACUUCCAGAAGAAGCAAGCGUGCUUGUAAAUAAGAAGGUUGCAUAUAUCGUCGAUGAUCCCGUCGCCCACCUCGCUGAACUUGGUGCGAUGGACGAAACGUCCCGAAAAUCGUACCUGCAAUCACUCAGGACGCAGCGCCGGAACGCCCAGAAGGCUAUAGAUGAAGAGAAGGCAACUAGGAUGGCUGAGGCUAGGGCGCGGCGCCAAAAAAACCAGCCUUCGCGGAACACCAGUGAACCGACGCCAGCUAGGCCCGAGGAGGAGGCGAGCCUCUUCGACACCGCUGUGGUGAGAAGCCCUUUACCGGUGUCAGGAACGCCAUCUGCCUCCCAAACCAUGCAAAUUGCUCCGGGCAUCACCCCGGCCACGAGCAAAGAAUUCGCCAGUGGCAAAACACACAUGGCAGAGCCCGACGUCCCCAAGCCGUGCCCACUCUACGCCCACCUAAACUCGCGCGGAUACUUCAUGACUCCUGGUCUGCGAUUCGGAGGCAACUACAGCGUCUACCCGGGGGACCCGUUCCGGUACCACGCCCAUUUCCUGGCCUCGAGCUACGGCUGGGACCAGGAGAUCACCUUGCUCGAUCUCGUCGGGAGCGGGAGACUGGGCACGGCAGUCAAGAAGGGCUUCCUCCUGGGCGGGCAGAAACCGGAAGAAGGCACAGCAGCAGAUACGGACGCGCACGCAACUGGCGACUGGGCAGGCGGCGAUGUUCGUGUCUUCUGUAUCGAGUGGGCCGGCAUGUAGUCGGGCCUUGGUUGUUGUUUACAGCAAUGAUAGACAGAUACCCUGUGCGUCCGAGCUGUUCUGGCUGGGUUCGUAAUGAAAAAAAAAAUAAAAAUUUUACAAUAUGAAGAAAGCCUCCUUGUAAAGAGCCAGCCGUAUGUACGUCUGUAGGUAUGUAUGUGUUGCUACCUCAAGUUCUACGCUCCGAAUGCCACCCUCCCUCGUAACAAAGA